Theobroma umbraticum is the source of this 2257-nucleotide messenger RNA. The record is from RefSeq and is a predicted model, not a curated record. NCBI's taxonomy places the organism in Eukaryota, Viridiplantae, Streptophyta, Magnoliopsida, Malvales, Malvaceae.
CCUGUGAAACGGUCCAAAUGGACAUAUUGCCCGCAAAUAAACGAACUCCGAAAAGAACAGGGAAUUGUUUACUUGUUUAUUUAAGAUUCUUCUGCUUAUCUUUCUCAUUAGUUUUCUCUUUCCUGUAUAUGCUUGGAGGCUUUAUCUUAUAAGAAGAAUGAAGGAACUUGCAUAGAAAUGUGUAUAUCUACGGUAUAGUAAGGGGUACUGGGCUAACAAUUAGUAUUUACAAAUAGUGGAAUAAAGCUAGCAUUUUUCCUUUUCUCUUUAACCAAGGGUCUUCUGCUUUUUUGUGUUAGAUUUACUUGGAUUAUGAUCGGAUGCUUAGAUGAUAUGUAACUCUUAUUGGAUUUCCUCUUUCAUUAUCAUAGAGAAAUGUAUAGGUCAAAUUGUUUGCCAAAAGGGAAUUUUGUCUUGUUUUUGUAUCUUUGAAAGCUGAAGAAUUCAGUUAUGGUUGUUUCCUUAUUCUAUUUUACUGUGUUGUCUUGGAUCUCCAUGUUAGAUGUCGAUGAUAGCAAAGAAAAGGAUCAGAGUUGGGAGUGUACCGCAGGCGGAUGACAUUGUAAAUGAUGGAGAGACACCCGAUUUUUCUAAUCAAGCAAGGCUUAGUUUGGCCCUGAAGCCGAACAAACGUGGCAAACAGGUUCAUGUAAGUAAAUUGAAGGACAUUGGGUCGAAUGUAAUAUCAACAAGAAAGUUGGGAAUUCAAUCUCCUUCAAUUCGAGGUGGAAUUAAAAGGAAGUACCUUGAAAUAGAUGGUUCUAUGCGAGAGCUUUCUUGUAAGGAACAUGUAGCUCAAUUUGGUAGUAUUUCAAGGACAGCUAAUCGUGCUAGAAUGGGUCCAAGAAGCAGUGACGGUGGUAUGGAAAUAGCUGAGCGCAGAAAUCCUACCCAGAGAGAUAUAGAAGCUGCACUAGCUUUGAUGCAAUUAUCAAAUGAUAUUUCAGGAUUUCUCAAGACUAAGAUGCAAUCACCAUCAUCAACGGAAGACUGCCUUAUUCAGCGAAACCAAAACAUAAGGAAAGCUGGCAGUGGUUCUACUUGGCCGCAGGCGGAGUGUAUGAACGAUGAUGCUGUUGAGCAGCAUAAUCUGUACAAGAGAUAUCAGAAAUUUGGGACUACAGAAGUAAGCUUACUGAAGCUGGAAAAGGCAGCAGACAGAACACACAUGGGUACGAAAGUUGAACAUGAUUACCAUCGCAUCAAGCCUGAAAAGGACCUGGAAGAAGGUGAACUGCCCAUUUCUUCUUUGAAGAGAAAGAAACUGCCUAAAUCUUCUUUGGAGAAAUGUGGUUUAAAGAAAGUGAAAGCUGAGCGAGGUCUGCUUGAAGGGUCAACAGCUUGUUCAUCCUUUGCUGUAUCAGAGGUUGGGAACAUUACAGUUCCAGAGCCAAAACCAUUUAAGAAGCUGCAAUUCAAUUCAAUAUGUCCCACUGCUCAUAAGGGGUUCUCAUUCUCUAUUAUUCAUUUUCUUUCUGCCAUUCGCAUAGCAAUGAUUACUCCAGUUUCAAAAGGUGAUCCUUUAGCAUUUAGCAAGUAUCCUGCUAAAAGCAAUCCUAAAAGUGUUAAAAGGUCUCAUGACAGGAAGGAAAUGAGUAAUUCACAAGGAGAGCAGAUCAAUUUACCUUGUCUCACUAUGCAUGAAAUUGUUGAGCGUGUGAGAUGGAAUCCUGGGGAUCCUUGUAUUCUUGAAGCCCAGGAGCCACUUCAGGAUUUAGUUAGAGGUGCUCUAAAAUUAUUUUCUUCAACAACAGCACCUCCUGGUGCAAAGGCCUGGAAGGCUCUCACUCUCUAUUCCAAGUCGAACAAGAGUUGGUCCUGGAUUGGUCCAGUAGAUAUUAAGGCACACAACAAUAUGAAGGAACCUGUAUCUUCAGAAGCUUGGGGUCUUCCACACAGUACCCUUCUGAAAUUGACCAAUUCCUUUGCAGAUUGGUUGAAAAUGGCUCAAGAGAGUCUCCAGAAGAUUAGAAACCUUCCUGCACCACCCUUGACUUUGAUGCAUCAGACUGUCAACAUGAAGGAAAGAUUAAGAGAGGUUAGACCUAGAAAGAUCGUGGCUACUAUCAGUCGAUGCCCUGAGGAAAUAAGGGACUAUUUUCGCAAGGAAGAAGCUGUUAGGUAUUCUGUUCCAGAGAGGGCCUUUUCUUAUACUGCAUUAGAUGGUAGAAAAUCCACCGUUGCUCCACUGAGAAGGCAACCUCAGAUAACAUUAGAGCCAUGUGGAAUAAGUGUUAACAUACUGCAAAGGCCUUAA